AUGAAAUGCGAUAAUUGUCAAGCUGAAUGUAAAGUUUAUGAAAUCGGAUACGACGAAAAAAAUAAUCCUAUUGUUUCCGCCACUCGCAAACAAAUCCCCCUUACUUUAAGUUGGGGAAUUACCAUCCACAAAAGCCAAGGACAAAGCAUCGAAAGAUUAAAAGUUGAUUUGGGUGGUUGUUUUGCCGCAGGACAAGUUUAUGUUGCCUUAUCUCAUGCCACUAACCCUAAUUAUUUACAAAUCAUUGAUUUUCCUUAUUCUCGCUUAUUUUGUCGAACCAAACAAACACAAAGAAGAAAAUUAAACAUGACAAAAGAUUACGAGGAAAUUAUUAAUGAUUUAGAAACUCAAACUGACGAACUUAAAAACGGCACUACUACUAUCAAACGCAGUCAUCCUAAAAUUAAGAGCGAUAUAGAAAAAAUAAGGCAACUUCUUAACGCUAUUAAUGCCAAGUGUGAGAAACUACAAACCACAGUAGGAGAAUUAAAAGCCGAUAUGGCAGAAAUUCAAACCAAUUAUGAGGAUUUACAAACUCAAAUAGUUGAAGUAGGAAAAUUAGCCCUCGCCCAACAAUCCAUCUUUCCUUCGUAA
This is a messenger RNA of Racocetra fulgida, 594 nucleotides long. NCBI's taxonomy places the organism in Eukaryota, Fungi, Glomeromycota, Glomeromycetes, Diversisporales, Gigasporaceae. The record is from the annotation of a GenBank genome assembly.